AUGGUCCAGCUGGGGAAGCUGCUCCGCGCCCUGACUUUGAUGAAGUUCCCCUGCUGCGUGCUGGAGGUGCUCCUGUGCGCGCUGGCGGCGGCGGCGCGCGGCCAGGAGAUGUACGCCCCGCACUCCAUUCGGAUCGAGGGGGACGUCACCCUCGGGGGGCUGUUCCCGGUGCACGCGAAGGGUCCCAGCGGAGUGCCCUGCGGCGACAUCAAGAGGGAGAACGGGAUCCACAGGCUGGAAGCGAUGCUCUACGCCCUGGACCAGAUCAACAGCGAUCCCAACCUGCUGCCCAACGUGACACUGGGAGCGCGGAUCCUGGACACUUGUUCCAGGGACACUUAUGCGCUCGAACAGUCGCUCACUUUCGUCCAGGCGCUCAUCCAGAAGGACACCUCCGAAGUGCGCUGCACCAACGGCGAGCCUCCGGUUUUCGUCAAGCCCGAGAAAGUAGUUGGAGUGAUUGGGGCUUCGGGGAGUUCGGUCUCCAUCAUGGUAGCCAACAUCCUGAGGCUUUUCCAGAUCCCCCAGAUUAGUUAUGCAUCAACGGCACCCGAGUUAAGUGAUGACCGUCGCUAUGACUUCUUCUCUCGUGUGGUCCCGCCCGAUUCCUUCCAAGCCCAGGCCAUGGUAGACAUCGUAAAGGCCCUGGGUUGGAAUUAUGUGUCUACUCUCGCAUCGGAAGGAAGUUAUGGAGAGAAAGGUGUGGAAUCCUUCACGCAGAUUUCCAAAGAGGCAGGAGGGCUCUGCAUUGCCCAGUCCGUGAGAAUCCCCCAAGAACGCAAAGACAGGACCAUUGACUUCGAUAGAAUUAUCAAACAGCUCCUGGACACACCCAACUCCAGGGCUGUCGUGAUUUUUGCCAACGAUGAGGAUAUCAAGCAGAUCCUUGCAGCAGCCAAAAGAGCUGACCAAGUAGGCCAUUUCCUUUGGGUGGGAUCAGACAGCUGGGGAUCCAAAAUAAACCCACUGCACCAGCAUGAAGAUAUUGCAGAAGGAGCCAUCACCAUUCAGCCCAAGCGAGCAACUGUGGAAGGGUUUGAUGCCUAUUUUACAUCCCGCACACUUGAAAACAACAGAAGAAACGUAUGGUUUGCCGAAUACUGGGAGGAAAACUUCAACUGCAAGUUGACAAUUAGUGGGUCAAAGAAAGAAGACACAGAUCGCAAAUGCACAGGACAGGAGAGAAUUGGAAAAGAUUCCACCUAUGAGCAGGAGGGUAAAGUUCAGUUCGUGAUUGACGCAGUGUACGCAAUGGCCCAUGCCCUUCACCACAUGAACAAGGAUCUCUGUGCUGACUACCGGGGCGUCUGUCCAGAGAUGGAGCAAGCUGGGGGCAAGAAGUUGUUGAAGUAUAUCCGCAAUGUGAAUUUCAAUGGCAGCGCAGGCACCCCAGUCAUGUUUAACAAGAAUGGGGACGCCCCUGGGCGUUACGACAUCUUCCAGUACCAGACCACAAACACCACCAACCCUGGUUAUCGCCUGAUCGGACAGUGGACAGAUGAACUGCAGCUCAAUAUAGAGGACAUGCAGUGGGGUAAAGGACUCCGGGAGAUCCCCCCGUCAGUGUGUACACUGCCGUGCAAGCCUGGGCAAAGAAAGAAGACACAGAAGGGAACUCCUUGCUGCUGGACCUGUGAACCUUGUGAUGGCUACCAGUACCAGUUUGAUGAGAUGACAUGCCAGCAUUGCCCCUACGACCAGCGACCCAAUGAAAACCGAACCGGCUGCCAGGACAUCCCCAUCAUCAAACUGGAGUGGCACUCCCCCUGGGCCGUCAUCCCUGUCUUCCUCGCCAUGUUGGGGAUCAUCGCCACUAUAUUUGUCAUGGCCACUUUCAUCCGCUACAAUGACACUCCCAUCGUCCGGGCAUCUGGGCGGGAACUGAGCUAUGUUCUGUUGACGGGCAUCUUUCUUUGCUACAUCAUCACUUUCCUGAUGAUAGCCAAACCUGAUGUGGCAGUGUGUUCUUUCCGGAGAGUUUUCCUGGGCUUGGGGAUGUGCAUCAGUUACGCAGCCCUUUUGACAAAAACCAAUCGGAUUUAUCGCAUAUUCGAACAGGGCAAGAAAUCAGUGACAGCUCCCAGACUCAUAAGCCCAACGUCACAGCUGGCGAUCACUUCUAGCUUAAUAUCAGUUCAGCUUCUAGGUGUUUUCAUUUGGUUUGGUGUUGACCCACCCAACAUCAUCAUAGACUAUGAUGAACAUAAGACAAUGAACCCUGAGCAGGCCCGGGGAGUUCUCAAAUGUGACAUUACGGAUCUCCAGAUUAUCUGCUCCUUGGGAUAUAGCAUUCUUCUCAUGGUCACAUGUACUGUGUAUGCCAUCAAGACUCGGGGUGUCCCAGAGAAUUUUAAUGAAGCCAAGCCCAUUGGAUUCACCAUGUACACAACAUGUAUAGUCUGGCUUGCCUUCAUUCCCAUAUUUUUUGGCACCGCUCAGUCGGCGGAAAAGCUCUACAUACAAACUACCACGCUUACAAUCUCCAUGAACCUAAGUGCAUCAGUGGCGCUGGGGAUGCUAUACAUGCCGAAAGUGUACAUCAUCAUUUUCCACCCUGAACUCAAUGUCCAGAAACGCAAGCGAAGCUUCAAGGCCGUAGUCACAGCAGCCACCAUGUCAUCGCGGCUGUCACACAAGCCCAGUGACAGACCCAACGGUGAGGCCAAGACAGAACUCUGUGAAAACGUAGACCCAAACAACUGUAUACCACCAGUAAGAAAGAGUGUACAAAAGUCUGUUACUUGGUACACUAUCCCACCAACAGUAUAG
This is a messenger RNA of Mesoplodon densirostris (Blainville's beaked whale), 2769 nucleotides long. RefSeq names its product glutamate metabotropic receptor 7 (gene GRM7). NCBI's taxonomy places the organism in Eukaryota, Metazoa, Chordata, Mammalia, Artiodactyla, Ziphiidae. The transcript is spliced from 10 exons. Bases 1 to 2769 code for a protein of 922 amino acids. Gene Ontology annotation, molecular function: group III metabotropic glutamate receptor activity. The record is from RefSeq and is a predicted model, not a curated record. Gene Ontology annotation, biological process: G protein-coupled glutamate receptor signaling pathway; regulation of synaptic transmission, glutamatergic. Gene Ontology annotation, cellular component: membrane.